CAGGCUCCCGGGACUGCGAGCGCCGCCGCUGCAGGUGGGGAAAGGAGCGUCAGGAGGAGAAGCCGCCCGGCUUGGCAGCUCGCUCGCUCGCUCUCCCGCCGUCCUGAAGGGUUUCCAAGCGCGCCCCAGAGCCGCGCCACCCUGGUUCCUCGGAGCCUGGGUGAAAGCUGCCGCCGGCUGGCGCCCGCGCUACUUUGCCAGGAGGAAGCGGCCAGCGGGGGCUGAGCGGGACUCUCGGCGGCCGCUGCUUCUGGCGGCGGGUCUCUCAGAAUCUGGAUCAGAUUCUGAAUCAAAGGAUCAGGAUCAAGAGCAGAAAGAAGCUUCGGGUCAACAAGGAUCGGGUGGGACAGGGGCCCAAGGACAGCAGCAGCAGCAACAGCAACAGCAGCUGAGUGAAGAGCACCAGAAUGCAUUAGAACAAUUUUCUGGGGUUGCAGCUCACAGCACUCCUGUGAAAAAGGAACCGGGCAGUGACAAAGAACGCGAAUUUGCUGCUGCAGCAGCAAAACAACUGGAAUACCAGCAGUUUGAAGACGACAAGCUCUCUCAGAAAUCAUCCUCAAGCAAGCUUUCCAGAUCUCCUCUCAAGAUUGUCAAAAAACCGAAAAAUAUGCAGUGCAAAGUAAUCCUUCUAGAUGGCUCAGAAUACGGCUGUGAAGUGGAGAAACGUUCAAAAGGCCAGGUGCUGUUUGACAAAGUAUGUGAACAUCUGAACCUGCUGGAAAAAGAUUACUUCGGGUUAACAUACAAAGAUAUGGAAAGCCAAAAGAAUUGGUUGGACCCAGCCAAGGAAAUAAAAAAGCAGAUCCGAAGUGGUGCUUGGCAUUUCUCUUUUAAUGUGAAAUUCUAUCCUCCUGAUCCUGCCCAGCUUUCUGAAGAUAUUACCAGGUACUACCUCUGUUUACAGCUGAGAGAUGACAUAGUUUCUGGACGACUGCCAUGUUCUUUUGUUACACUUGCACUAUUGGGCUCCUAUACAGUUCAGUCAGAGCUUGGAGAUUAUGAUCCUGAUGAAUACGGAAGUGAUUACGUCAGUGAAUUUCGCUUUGCACCAAACCAUACUAAAGAACUGGAAGACAAAGUAAUAGAGCUUCAUAAAAGUCACAGGGGAAUGACACCUGCAGAAGCUGAGAUGCAUUUUUUGGAGAAUGCAAAAAAACUGUCCAUGUACGGAGUAGAUCUGCACCAUGCCAAGGAUUCUGAAGGAGUUGAAAUCAUGUUAGGGGUUUGCGCAAGUGGUCUCUUGAUAUAUCGGGACAGACUCAGAAUAAACAGAUUUGCUUGGCCUAAGGUUCUCAAAAUUUCAUACAAGAGGAAUAACUUCUAUAUCAAAAUCCGACCAGGGGAAUUUGAGCAAUUUGAAAGCACAAUUGGGUUUAAAUUACCAAAUCAUCGUGCUGCGAAGCGUUUAUGGAAAGUAUGUGUUGAACAUCAUACAUUUUUCAGGCUCUUGCUCCCAGAGGCUCCUCCCAAAAAAUUUCUUACGCUGGGUUCCAAGUUUCGCUACAGUGGAAGGACACAAGCCCAGACAAGGAGAGCAAGUGCACUGAUAGACCGCCCAGCACCUUACUUUGAGCGUUCAUCAAGCAAACGCUAUACGAUGUCUCGCAGCUUAGAUGGCGCAUCAGUCAAUGAAAACCAUGAAAUGUACAUGAAGGAUUCUAUGUCUGCUGCAGAGGUUGGUACUGGCCAGUAUGCCACGACAAAGGGCAUCUCUCAAACGAACUUGAUAACCACUGUGACUCCAGAGAAAAAGGCGGAAGAGGAGAAGGAUGAGGACCAGAAUAAAAAGAAGAAAUCAGAAGAAGUCACUCCAGUCUCAACAAUACGGCAUGAUACAAAGCCACCUUUGCUUGGUACAGAUCCAUUACAUACCUCACCAUCCUCACAAUCUGGUCCCUUUGCAUCUUCAACAAAGCCCCGUAGGAGAUGUAAGGAGAGUGGUCGAAAACCAUUAGAUUGCAAGUCAUCUAAAAACACUGCUCAAAAGCCUGACGAGUCUGAGUUGGACUCUGAAAGAAAAGGAAGAGUUUGCUCAGUUGAACAAGAUAUGGCCUUCAGCUAUAAACAAAAGGCUGGUAAAGGCGGGACAUUGUUUUCCUUCUCCUUGCAACUUCCAGAAUCAUUCCCCACACUCCUGGAUGAUGAUGGCUACUUAUCCUUUCCUAAUCUCUCUGAAACCAACUUUCUGCCAGAAAGUGUGCAGCACUUCCUUCCCAUUCGCUCACCAUCCCUUGUGCCUUGUUUCCUCUUCAUCUUUUUCUUUCUGCUUUCUGCCUCUUUCUCAGUGCCAUAUGCUCUCACUCUCUCCUUUCCUCUGGCUAUGUGCCUCUGCUACCUGGAGCCCAAGGCGGCCUCCUUGAGUGCUUCACUUGACAAUGACCUGAGUGACAGUUCAGAGGAAGAGACUGACAGUGAAAGGACAGAUACUGCAGCUGAUGGGGAAACCACUGCCACAGAGUCUGAUCAAGAAGAAGAUGGUGAUCUCAAGGCACAGAAUAGUCUGAUUAAGCGCAUAAAGGGUGAAAAUGUGUAUGUCAAACAUAGUAAUCUUAUGUUAGAGGAACUAGAUAAAAACCAGGAAGACCUGAUGAAACACCAGACCAAUAUAAGUGAGCUGAAACGGACAUUCUUGGAAACUUCCGCAGAUACCUCAGGGACCAAUGAAUGGGAGAAGAGGCUUUCUACAUCACCAGUCCGGCUUGCUGCAAGACAUGAAGAAGCUCCUAUGAUUGAACCACUUGUGCCUGAAGAGACCAAAGAAGAGAGAGAGAAAUCUGAAAAGCGUAUAUUUUUGCAGAAGGAAAGCACUGCAUACCUUGAUUCUCAGGGCACUGAGGAUUGGGUUAUUGUAGACAAAGUACCCACUGAGGUAGUUGAUGGUGAAUCGAAAACCAUUGUGACAUACAAAGUAAUGACUGUGAGCAGUAAAACUGGUGACAUCCCUGGCAAGCUUUUAAAAUCCACUGACAUACAGAGCUUUGAGGACUUGGAAGGUGAAUUGCAGUCGAAAGACUACAAUAAGCAGAAAAUGUACACCUUAGGAAAAUCCUACGAUACUGUUUCUGGGAAAAUUCUAACCAUGACCACUAAAGUAAAAGAGGGAGAAAAAAUUGCGCCAUCAUCACUCGAAGCAUUUCAAAAAAUGGAAAGGGCAGUGCCAGAAUCUGUGAAAAUCAUUCCCGUAGUAGCAGAAUAUGAAAUUCUAGAACCAAUUACUGAUGAGAGAGCCAGAAAAUUAUCUGAUUCAAAAAGAAGGGUAUCUGAAUCUUUGACACCUAUUAAAGAGACAGACUCCCGGCUGCAGAGCCCUGAAGACGAAAGUUUGAAGAAGACCUUAAAGAUGGACCAGGAUUUGCAGUUGCGUGAUACACUGGGCAACAUACAGAUUUCCAGAGCUGAGAAACCUCUUGACAGUGAAAGACUAAAAGGAGAGGCAUUUGGUCGGAAAGAAAAGAGUAUAUCUGAGUGGAAGUAUUCCAGAGAACCACCCUUGACCAUUGCUACUGCUCACUAUGUUACUGAAUCAUCAGCAUCAAGAGUAGUGACAAAACAGCUCUCCGGUGAAAAAGCUCUGGAUGGUUCAGAUAUCUUCACUUUAAUAGAGUCUGCAAGAAAACCAACUGAGUUCAUAGGAGGGGUUACAUCUACUUCACAUAGCUGGGCACAGAGAACAGAAGCUAAAACCGAUCAGGAGAUACGUUCUAGUGAGAAGAGGACAGAGGAGGAGAAGCAACAGGAGGCUGUGAAGAAGGUUGUGCAGGAAACUGUAAUGGUGGAGGAGAGACAUGUGAUGAGUGUGCAUGCAAGUGGGGAUGCUGCUAAAUUGGCUGGCGUUCAGCUGGAUACUACAGCAGAGGCAAUAUCGCAUGUGGCUUCUAGCAUCAAAGGGAAAGAGGGCUCUGCUGUGACUGAGGGGGCUAAAGAGGAAAAGAUGCAGGAGGCUGAAAAAGCUUUAACCAAACAGGAAGAAACUGCUACUGUAUCUCACGAUCAGGAGGCGAGUGCAGCAGCCCAUGCUUUGGAUGCACUGGAAAGAAAACCUCUUUUUGAGUCACCAAUUGUGAAGACUGAGUCAGUCAGUUUUGGCAGUGUUUCUUCAGGUGGGGAGAAGUUGGAAAUUUCUAUGAAGGAAGUGCCCAUCGUUCAUACUGAAACAAAAACCAUUACAUAUGAGUCCUCAGAGGCGGAUCCUAGUGCUGACUCUGAACCAGGAGUUCUGAUGAGCGCACAGACCAUCACAUCUGAAACUACCAGUACUACAACUACUACACAUAUCACUAAAACAGUGAAAGGAGGCAUAUCAGAAACAAGAAUUGAAAAGCGAAUAGUCAUCACAGGCGAUGCAGACAUUGACCAUGAUCAGGCGCUGGCUCAGGCAAUUAAAGAGGCCAAAGAGCAGCACCCUGACAUGUCAGUGACCAAAGUAGUGGUACAUAAAGAAACAGAAAUCACACCUGAAGAUGGGGAGGAUUGAUCACAGGAAUAAAGUAGCUUCCUUAUGAAUUCAGUCAUACGUGGGAAUACCAGAGCCUACAAUCUUGGUUCUAAUCCAGCAGGCUUGCAUCUCUCCAGAGAAAUUUUCAAUGUAGAAGAAUCAAUCUUGAUUGUUACUAAAGACACUGGCAGAAAUAUCGUCCCAUUUACAGCAAUCUGAAUCAGCAUUAGCAACCCAAUAUUUGCAUGAAGCAAUGAACAAAUUACAAAAAACACAGCAUUUUAAUUUUCCUAAACUAAGUUUCCAUCUAUACCUGCACGUUCAUCAACAAUAUAAAGCAGUGAUCUCAUGCUACACAUGAAUCAGUUCAUGCCUUCAGUUAUUGAAAAUCUAAACAAACCACAGUUUCUUAGGUGGCAAAACUUUUGUUUAGGGUAAGUGAAGAUUGCCCUGAAAUGCUAGAAGCUGUAUAGGUACUGUGUAUAAUGUUUUAUCACGUUAGAUGUGCCAAUAACACACACUGUUCAGUAAACAACUUGAAUCAUAUAAUUGUUUUCAUCUGGUUUUAUUACUCUUGUCCAAUAAACAAUGGCAAAUCGCUAAUCUUAUUUAAAUGCUUACAAAAUGUGCUUUGUUUACCUGGUUUGAGACCUUUAAUAGAUAGUAAUAAUUUUAGCAUUGUUCAGACUUUAAAAUUAGAAAUUCGGUCACCCUUCACAAACCCUCAUUCUAUAAAUUAUGUUGUGGUUAUUUUAAAGAAAAUUUGUGUUUUCCUUACCAUUUCAGAAAUAUUAGUCUGAUUUUUUGACAUUUUUUGUAUUGAUUUCCCUUCUGUUCUCAGAGAAAAAUGUUUAUUUUCAGAGUCUGGUCAGCAUUUCCUAGGUCAGAGUUAAGCCUUAAACUGUACAGAACACCUACUAAACAUUAUUUGGUAUUGGUUAUCACAUUCACUUGAGGGAUACUGUCUUCAUUACACUGUCAGUCACAUCACAACACAUGGUGAAUGUAUGUUUCUGCAUAGUGAAAUAAAAGUGGUAAACGCACCAAAAUUUG
This is a messenger RNA of Podarcis raffonei (Aeolian wall lizard), 5491 nucleotides long. RefSeq names its product erythrocyte membrane protein band 4.1 like 3 (gene EPB41L3). Lineage: Eukaryota; Metazoa; Chordata; Lepidosauria; Squamata; Lacertidae. Gene Ontology annotation, biological process: cortical actin cytoskeleton organization. The transcript is spliced from 26 exons. The coding region runs from base 611 to 4477 and encodes 1288 amino acids. The record is from RefSeq and is a predicted model, not a curated record. Gene Ontology annotation, molecular function: structural molecule activity; actin binding. Gene Ontology annotation, cellular component: cytoskeleton; plasma membrane.